Molecule: messenger RNA, 1617 nt
Organism: Megalobrama amblycephala (Wuchang bream)
Lineage: Eukaryota; Metazoa; Chordata; Actinopteri; Cypriniformes; Xenocyprididae
Product: proline-rich receptor-like protein kinase PERK14
Exons: 3
Coding region: 523-831 (102 amino acids)
Source: RefSeq, a predicted model, not a curated record
UAAGGUCACUGACAGGUUGUUUGCACAAGUCAGAGUGUCUAUCAGAGCAUCUUAUUCCAACAAAUGAUUCCCUGAAGAAAAGACAGCAAUUAUGAUGUCAACUGCAUAAUUGUUUCCAUGUAGGCUACUAUGGAAUUGUAACCUAAGAUGCUUUAUGCUCUUUCCUCAAUGUUUUCCCCACCUAUGUGCUGUGCAUAAUUAUACUAUUCUAUGUACAAAUAACAAUUUUGUGUAACAUUUAAUAGCUGUAUGUCUAUUUGUAUAUAAUACACUCUUAAAAAUCUUAAAAGUCCUAGAUUGAGCCUUUUGGGUCGUGUUGCGAUUUUUUCAGUGUUUGGGUAUUUUUUGUGUUACCCAGAUACUGGGGGUUGGUUGUGUUAUUUAUCGCGGGCUUUUUGCGGCCUCUUCAGGAGAGAGCAGUGCAGCUCCGUCAAAUUGGUGCAUGCAAGUCUUCGGUAAAAUACAGUGUAACACAGUCAGAGAAAUGCUGGUUCAGCUCUGCUGCCCUGAAUAUUUAAUGGCAUGUUCAGCUCAAAGUCUCCUGUGUCUCCAGAGUUCCCAUCUAGCCUCCCUCUCCCACCUCCUCUUCCAAAAUCAGCCAGUCUGUCAGCCCCACCUCCACUGGUUCCCUUCAGCCCCUUGACAUAUCCUCUAAUGCCAUUCUGUGUGGAUCUGCCUUGGGUCUUUGGUCUCCAGCUCGCCCCUGAUCUCGUCUCUCCACCUCAGCCCAUCAACCUAUUGGCUUCGCCUUGGCUCCUCCCUUUCUUGGCUCCAGAUGCCAUCGUCCUUACAGCUCCACCGGGCUCCCUCGUCCCUCCGGCUUCUCCUUGAUCAGCUGCUCUCUGUCUCUCAGUCUCCACCCCUUCUGCUCCUUCUGGCUCCACCUUCCCUUCUGCUCCACUUCAGUCCUCAGUCCCAAUGGCUCAACCUCAGUCCUCAGGUUCCCUUGCUUCAGCUCAGAUGCUCAUCACUGCUUCUCUUCCUUGGCAUCCAGGACCAUCGGUGUCACCAGGUCCCAUCUGUUCUCUGUCUGUGCCUGAGGCCAAUGGAGGUGGAGUCCUAUGUCCGUCAGUCGUCCCUCAGGUGUCGUCAGCAAAGUCUUCACCAUGGCUCCUUCCUAUUGCCGUGGGCUAUCGUCCUGGCUGCUCUCUGGGUCCCCGUCUGGCUCCUGCUUCUCCUGGAUCCUUCCUGGCUCCUCCCACCUGUAUCACCACCCUGGUGUCUCCCUUUGUCACCUCACCUGGUUUACUGGCUUCUGCCUGCUCCAAGUCCUCUUCCAGAGCCCCCACCCUCCCUCCUCAGUUGGACUUUGUUUACAGCUUGGGGGCGUGCCUUCCGGAAGGGGGAUGUGAUGUCAUAGUUCUGUUUUGGUUUCGUUUUCUAUGUUCUGUUGCCAUUUUGCCUGUACUCCUUUUGCUCGUUUGUUUCCAUGGUUAUUCAUUGUUUCUAAGUUACACUAAACAUACUCCAUGUAUUUAAACCCUGAGUUUCCUUAGUUCAUUUGUCCAGGCUCAUUUAUGUUGGAAGUGAUUGUGUUUUUCCAUGAUCCUCCUGAAUGUUCAUUAUUAGAUUGUGCACUCAUUGCAGCCACUUAAACCAUUACAGUAACUUAAUAUA